AUGUAUUUCCUUUCUUUUCACUAUUCUAUAAGUAAGAAUUACUAUUCAUGGAGGAGGAGAACCAAACUCUGUGACAGAAUUUGUCUUCCUGGUCUCUCACAGGAUGCAACACAAGUCCUGCUCUUCUUUCUUUUUCUGGCCAUCUACCUGCUGACCGUGCUGGGAAACCUGCUGAUCAUUGUGCUCAUUCACAUAGACUCCAGACUCCACACACCCAUGUACUUCUUCCUCAGAAACCUGUCCUUUGCUGAUCUCUGUUUUUCUACUACCACAGUCCCCCAGGUGCUCGUCCACUUCCUGGUGAAGAGGAAAACCAUUUCCUUUGCUGGAUGUGCAACACAGAUAGUUGUGUUACUGGUUGGGGGUACAGAGUGUGCACUGCUGGCAGUGAUGUCCUAUGAUCGGUAUGUGGCUGUCUGCAAGCCUCUGCAUUACUCCACCAUCAUGACACAUUCGCUAUGUGUCCAGCUGGCCAUGUGGUCCUGGGCCAGUGGAGCAUUUGUGUCUCUGGUGGACACUAUGUUCACACUGCAUCUUCCCUACCAAGGAAAUAAUAUCAUUAACCAUUUUUUCUGUGAACCUCCUGCCCUCCUGAAGCUGGCCUCAGCAGAUACUUACAACACAGAAAUGGCCAUCUUUGCAAUGGGUGUGGUAAUCCUCUUAGCUCCUGUCUCCCUCGUCCUGGUCUCCUACUGGAAUAUCAUCUCCACUGUGACUCAGAUGCAGUCUGGAGAGGGCAGGCUCAAGGUCUUCUUCACCUGUGGUUCCCAUGUCAUUGUUGUAGUUCUCUUCUAUGGCUCAGCAAUAUUUGCCUACAUGAGGCCAAACUCCAAGAUAAUGAAUGAAAGGGAUAAAAUGAUCUCUGUGUUCUACUCAGCAGUGACACCCAUGCUGAACCCCAUCAUUUAUAGCCUGAGGAACAAGGAUGUCAAAGGGGCUCUCAGGAGACUAACUGCAAAAUAG
Messenger RNA from Castor canadensis (American beaver), 963 nucleotides. RefSeq names its product olfactory receptor 2D3-like. The record is from RefSeq and is a predicted model, not a curated record. Gene Ontology annotation, molecular function: G protein-coupled receptor activity; olfactory receptor activity. NCBI's taxonomy places the organism in Eukaryota, Metazoa, Chordata, Mammalia, Rodentia, Castoridae. Gene Ontology annotation, biological process: G protein-coupled receptor signaling pathway. Gene Ontology annotation, cellular component: membrane.